This is a messenger RNA of Melampsora larici-populina 98AG31, 1032 nucleotides long. RefSeq lists its product as uncharacterized. The record is from RefSeq and is a predicted model, not a curated record. The coding region runs from base 1 to 1032 and encodes 343 amino acids. The transcript is spliced from 4 exons. NCBI's taxonomy places the organism in Eukaryota, Fungi, Basidiomycota, Pucciniomycetes, Pucciniales, Melampsoraceae.
AUGCCCCCCUGUGACUGUAGCAACUGUCUACCCGCAGAAGCAGAAGCCCUUUGGCUAGCACAGAAGGCUCUGACUCUUGACAACUUUGACAAAGCGAUCAAAUGGGGCGAAAUGGACCUGUAUCAAUUAUUGGAUGAUCUUCCGUUGCCACCGCCUAAUCCUGAGGCCUCAUUGCGUACGGAAAUACUCCGAUGUGGCGAAAACGACGAACUCCGCUCUUCCAAACCUCUCAAAAGCCUAGUGACUAAGUGGCUGAGUGCGUUCGAGGAAGCUUUUUACGGAUUUUACUCUAAGGACUCCGAAAUUGGGCCAUGGGACUACUUCUCAACAGGACUCGCGUGGGACUUGGCCCUAAAUAUUGAUGCAAUCAACCAGCCUGGCGAGCUGAGUCAUUUCCUGCCUGGUGAGAUCAUUGCAGGCCAAUUUGGAACUCUGUAUGAUUGUUUUGUGGCAUGGCAGGACGAAGAAGGGGCCACGGAGGCUCUUGCUCAAGCCAUUCGACGUCGUAAGGUGAUUAGGCGCAAAGGACCUUUGAAACCUCCUGUAUCAGUCGAAGGCACGGAACUAGUCAAAAAGAGAGAGGCUGCAGAGAAGGUAGCAAUCAAACAGGCCAAAUUGUUGGAGAAACAACUUGAAGACGCUCAUAAAGCGGCACAGGCGGAUGCCAAAAAGAAACGAAUAGAAGACGAAGCCAAAGAACGAAAGCGCCUGGCCGAGAUGAGAAGUAAGGCACGUGAAGAAAGGUUGGCAAAGCAGGCUACACGUGCCCCAAAGGGCACUGCAACUUGCAAGCGAGCAGCUACCUCACAAAUCGGCCCAAGCACAGAUACCCGAGUGAAAUGCAACACAAGUGCGACGACUACCCUUCCUCAGGAUAAUCACCUUCAGCCUCAUCUACCUCAUACCCACGCGACGAACCCCACCGAAAGCGAGAUGAUUGACCCUCGCUUGAGGGUUUUGGAGAGGUUUUCCUGGGCAUAUCGAAGGAAAUUCGCCAUUGAAGCGUUGGUAAUUUUGUUAGCGUUAGACUGA